Kwoniella botswanensis is the source of this 1593-nucleotide messenger RNA. RefSeq lists its product as uncharacterized. Lineage: Eukaryota; Fungi; Basidiomycota; Tremellomycetes; Tremellales; Cryptococcaceae. Gene Ontology annotation, molecular function: protein binding. The record is from RefSeq and is a predicted model, not a curated record. Bases 1 to 1593 code for a protein of 530 amino acids. The transcript is spliced from 7 exons.
AUGAUCGCUUCAUCAUCCAAAACGAGGGAACAAGAAUCCUCACCUACAAGGCAAGAGGUACCGUACGAUCAAGCAUCGACCAGUACUUCUUCGAGCUUCUUAUCGCCCAUCACUCCUCAGGUGCAGUCACCACUACUAAGAGCGCCAGCGGAGAUCAUACAGAAAGUCCUCUCAGCAUCGGGUGGAGAAGAAGUACAGGCAAUAGCUUCAGCCGCCAAAGUAUGUAAAGAGUUGAGAUCGAUAAUAUACGAUAACCCAGACCAAGCAUUAUGGCGUCAGGUCCUUGUACAGCAUUACGAUGAUCCCCGUACAGCAGCAGCAUUCCCUACACCCAGGCCAUCGUCCCGUAUAAAUUGGAGGCAGAGCGUACAGGAUAGGGAGCUGGUAAGGAGGAUAUUUAGUGAUUGGGCGGAAGACAAGUUAAAUCAGGUGAACGAGCAUAUCGACCUAAUAGUACCAACUCUACUGAACAUGUAUCUCGACAUAUCCCCGACAACCCCAUCCUCUGAUCCAAGUACAGCGGAUGAUUCCCCCAACUCUACUCUUUUAUCCACAUGGCUCCGCUCCUCAUUAAUCAAACACAUCUACGAAUCGCAAUACUUCACCGAACCUGAGCCCACCACCUCCUACCAACUCCGAUCGUCGCCCAAGCGAGUCAAGAGGAAAACCAUCGAUCCGGUGAUAUCGCAAUUACACUGCUUGAUACCGCCCGAGUACAACGAUGAUGUGAGAGAAGAUAGGGAAUGGAGGGGGUUCAUGAGGCGGACGGUGUACAAUGCGAAGAAUUUCGAGGAGGAGAAUGAUUAUGGCCCUUUCACAUCUGAUGGUAAGGUGAAUUGGGAGUUGAUCGAUGCGAUAAGUUCAGUCAUGAUGUGCAAUGCUCAAGAAUUGAUAAAGGGCGAUCCUACCGCUUGGCUUCCAGCUGUUCAGCCCUUGUCGUAUGGUGUGGAAUCAGUCAGAGGAUGGGGAUAUACCGAUCUGAGAAGACCGGAUAAUCUUACUCAGGGGGAGGUCUGGGACUGGGCAGGAAUAGGAGGAACAUGGUGUGGAUGCUAUGCAUUCAUGGAUUACGUUGAUUGGGUAGCCUUAAACUACCCUCAAUCAGCAUUCCUCCAUCGCCUCAGCUCCGAGAUCGACCUAUCGCUAUAUCAUGAAGCGUUAGGUGAUUUAAUGCAGUUGGACCUGAAAAUCUGCAAUGACCUUUACACCAAUAAUCCUAGAGAAAACAAGUGCGAAUAUCACGAGUUCACGUCCGACAGAUUCCCUCAGCCUUUACCUUCCAUGGAAACUGAUUUACCAACAUCAAGCCUUCUUCCUCCGCUCUAUUUCCAUGGCUCUUCCGUGCCCUAUGCAGGUGGGGAAGCUCCGCCCUUACCUCAAAAUGCAAUCAGAGGCGUGGUGACACUGACAGCGGACGAUCCACCUCAGGUCAGAUGGACCAUGAUCAUAAGAUAUAGAAAUGAGGAUAGAUGGAGGCUGGAGUGUGUACAAGUGGGAGGAAGAGGUUCGAAGAGGGGAUUUUUCGGAAUCUGGUCCGACGCCUCGAGGGGUGAACAGUCACCUUGUGGACCGGCUUGGUACUGGAAGGUUUAG